Molecule: messenger RNA, 201 nt
Organism: Babjeviella inositovora NRRL Y-12698
Lineage: Eukaryota; Fungi; Ascomycota; Pichiomycetes; Serinales
Exons: 1
Source: RefSeq, a predicted model, not a curated record
AUUGCCAGGUUGAAACAAAAAAUGCUCUCUACCCACAAGUUGAUCUCUACAAUGACAUUACUUCAAUCCACGUACCUAAAAUUGUGCAAGGAAUUCAAUUACCUCUUGGAGAAAUUCAACAAGAACGAAAAAGCCAAGAUCAUGCUUAUUCAGGAGAACAAGGAAUUGCGAAUCUUGUUGAAGGAGUUGCUUGACGAAAGA